Tupaia belangeri chinensis (Chinese tree shrew) is the source of this 1111-nucleotide messenger RNA. RefSeq names its product left-right determination factor 1. Bases 1 to 1110 code for a protein of 369 amino acids. The transcript is spliced from 4 exons. NCBI's taxonomy places the organism in Eukaryota, Metazoa, Chordata, Mammalia, Scandentia, Tupaiidae. Gene Ontology annotation, biological process: anterior/posterior axis specification. The record is from RefSeq and is a predicted model, not a curated record. Gene Ontology annotation, molecular function: growth factor activity; cytokine activity; transforming growth factor beta receptor binding. Gene Ontology annotation, cellular component: extracellular region.
AUGCGGCCCCUGUGGCUCUGCUGGGCACUCUGGGUGCUGGCCCUGGCCGGCCCCGGGGCGGCCCUGGGUGGGGAGCAGAUCCUGGGCAGCCUGCUGCAGCAGCUGCAGCUGCACCAGCCACCCGUCCUGGACCAGGCUGACCUGGAGCAGCUGGUGGUCCCUGCCCACGUGCGGGCCCAGUACGUGGCCCUGCUGCAGCACAGCCAUGGGGCCCGCUCCAGAGGCAGGAGGUUCAGCCAGCACUUCCGAGAGGUGGCCGGCAGGUUCCUGGUGUCCGAGGCCAACACGCACCUGCUGGCGUUCGGCAUGGAGCAGCGGCUGCCGCCCAACAGCGAGCUGGUGCAGGCGGUGCUGCGGCUCUUCCAGGAGCCGGUCCCCGAGGCCGCGCUCCGCAGGCUCCGGCGGCCCGGCGCGCCCCGGGUCCGGGUCACCGUCGAGUGGCUGCGCGAACGUGAAGGCUCCAACCGCACCUCCCUCAUUGACUCCAGGUGUGUGUCGGUGGGAGGUCGCAGCCGGUGUACGCGGGAGGGGUCAGAGGAGUUAGGGGAAGGGAGGAGGGCGGGGCAAGGGAGGGGCAGGUCCCCAGGACGGUCCCGACCUCUCACGCCGGGCUCCGUCUCCAGGGACCCCUUGGCCCCGCCGCCCUCCAGCGCGCACAGGCUGGUGCGCUUCGCCUCGCAGGGGGCGCGGUCGGGGCAGGGCGAGCCCCAGCUGGAGCUGCGCACGCUGGACCUCAAGGACUACGGAGCUCAGGGCGAUUGUGACCCUGAGGUGCCAGUGACCGAGGCCACCCGCUGCUGCCGCCAGGAGAUGUACAUUGACCUGCAGGGGAUGAAGUGGGCCGAGAACUGGGUCCUGGAGCCCCCGGGCUUCCUGGCAUACGAGUGUGUGGGUAGCUGUCAGCAGCCCCCAGAGCCCCUGAGCAUCAAGUGGCCUUACGUGGGGCCCCGGCAGUGCGUCGCCUCGGAGACGGCCUCGCUGCCCGUGAUCGUCGGCAUCAAGGAGGGAGGCAGGACCAGGCCGCAGGUGGUCAGCCUGCCCAACAUGAGGGUGCAGAAGUGCAGCUGUGCCUCGGACGGGGCGCCCGUGCCCAGGAGGCUUGAGCCGUAGG